GUUGCUGAUUUUUUUUUUUUUUUUUAAUCAGAGGCAGUAUAAAGCUCACUGCAAUACACUUUUUCUUUCAUAAUUUAUGUUAGACAAGCACAACAGCUUGAUAAUUAUUAGAAGUAUAUGUGUAUAUUGAAAGAGCUUAAAGUGGGGAAAUUUUCAAAAAUCUUUUCCAGGUUUGAUGUCUAAGCCUUGGGGUUUUUCCCCAGUCUCAAACUGUUUAAUACAUAAUUUAAAAUCCGUGUGUUGCAAAGCUUGUGGCACAAGGUAAGCCACAAGCAGCAGGCCUCAGGCCAUUGCUUGAUCAUGGAGGAAUUUUACAGAAAUCGAUGGCUAUGAAGUGUUUCAGAGAGUGCUGAAGACUCCUUCAAGGUAAUGAAGGUGACUUGGGUGGGUAAUAUAUGUAAAGAUGGGAGUGGAGGCUCCUCAUGGUGCUGCCUCUUAGCCUCGUGAAAAAUGAGUUUCACUUUCUUGGUAGAUUUAAAAAGGUUUAAUAAAAGACAAGACAAACAAAGCAAAAGGUUGUAACAGCCGGGUGCUUAGCAUUCGAUCAAGAGCACACCUGCUGUUUUGGAGACAUCCCUUAAAUUCAUCAGCCUGGUGCAUAUUCAUAGACUAUCAAGCAUUUUCAAACUUUUCUAUAAACUAUUUUCCAUAUUCCAGGAACUGUUUUGCAUGGCCACUCCUUGAGUCCGCCUUUUUAGAGCAUGCACGUUUCUUGACUGUCGUUUUCAUUUAUUUUUCUUAUCAGUCUUAAUUUGGGCUAUGGUCUUCAGUUUCUACACAUGGUCGGUGCUGAUAACUGGUAUAUCAGUAGCAGGUGUCUUCACUGGGAUUUACCCAACCAAGCAGGUCGUUUACUUACUGAUGAGAGGACUAGGGCACCUCCCGUACAAGGACACGCCGAGAAAAUUGGGUCUGUUCAUCAUGGAGGUUCUGUGGAGACCUCCCAGGAAGCUUCCAGUAUCUGAAGGGGGCUACUGGGAAGCUGGAGAGGGACUCGUUGUCACUGUUGUGAUAGGAAAAGAAGUAAACGGAAAGAGGGGAAAGAGGGGGAAUUCAGGCUGGAUAUUAGGAAGGAAUUCUUCACAGUGAGCGCGGUGAGCCACGGACAGGUUGUCCAGGGGGCUGAGGAUACCGCAACCCUGCCAGGCUGGACGGGGCUUUGAGCAACCUGAUCCAGUAGAGGUAUCCCUGCCCGUAGCAGCGGGGUUGGGACUAGAUAAUCUUUAAAGUCCUCUCUAACCCAUGACAUUCCAGGAUUCCAUGGAACCACGGUGGUCAUUUCUGCGCCUCAGCAAUUGCAACUCACUGGCCGCGGCGGCGGGCGAUGCUCCAUUCGGGGCUGCGUCCGGCUGCCUCCCCCGCGGCCGCCGCUGCUUGGUACGGCCCGCGGGGCCGCGGUGCACGCCGGGAGCGGGCCCGGCCGGCGCGGGCAGGUGCGGCCGUGGUCCCGCGCCGCGCUCCCGGCUCAUGCCGGCACAUCCCGGCCCGACAUGGCCCUCAAUAAGUCCAUGCACGCCCGCAACCGCUACAAGGACAAGCCACCCGACUUCGCCUACCUGGCUGGCAAGUACCCCGAGUUCCAGCAGCACGUGCAGACCACCCUCGCGGGCAGGCCUGAAUUUCAAGGAUCCCGAGGCCGUGAGAGCUCUGACGUGCACCCUCCUGAAGGAGGAUUUCGGGCUAACCAUCGAUAUCCCCGUGGAAAGGCUCAUUCCCACUGUCCCUUUGAGGCUGAACUACAUCCACUGGGUGGAGGAUCUAAUCGGCCACCGGAAUGCUGAGAAGCAAACCCUGAGAAGAGGCAUUGAUAUAGGGACAGGCGCAUCCUGUAUAUACCCAUUACUUGGAGCAACUUUGAAUGGUUGGUACUUCCUUGCAACAGAAGUGGAUGACAUGUGCUUCAAUUAUGCCAAGAAGAAUGUGGAACAGAAUAACUUGUCUGAUCUUAUAAAAGUGGUUAAGGUACCACAGAAGACUCUUCUAAUGGAUGCACUGAAAGAAGAAUCUGAAAUAAUUUAUGAUUUCUGCAUGUGCAACCCCCCCUUUUUUGCCAAUCAGUUGGAAGCUAAGGGAGUUAAUUCUCGAAAUCCACGGCGUCCCCCUCCCAGCUCUGUAAAUACAGGUGGGAUCACAGAAAUCAUGGCUGAGGGAGGAGAACUAGAAUUUGUCAAAAGAAUUAUUCAUGAUAGUCUCCAGCUUAAAAAGAGGUUACGCUGGUACAGUUGCAUGUUGGGGAAGAAAUGCAGUUUAGCACCACUGAAAGAAGAACUUCGAAUCCAGGGGGUUCCUAAAGUCACUCAUACUGAAUUCUGCCAGGGACGCACCAUGAGAUGGGCACUGGCCUGGAGUUUCUAUGAUGAUGUGCAAGUGCCUUCACCUCCCUCUAAAAGAAGAAAAUUAGAAAAACCCCGAAAGCCUAUUACAUUCAUGGUUUUGGCUUCUACAGUCAAAGAGUUAUCCGUCAAAGCUGCAGCUAUGGGCUGGGAUGCUGUAGAAGCGAUUGCUGUGGUUAGAGCCUGGGUAGAGAAGAUUCUCACUGAUCUGAAGGUUCAGCAUAAACUUGUUCCAUGUGGAAAAGAUGAAAUUAGCCUCUUUGUGACUGCCAUUGAAAACUCCUGGAUUCAUUUAAGGAGAAAGAAACGAGAGAGAAUAAGGCAAUUACGAGAACUUCCUCGAGCUUCUGAAGAUAUUCUGCAAGCAAUGGAGGAGGGAAAGAACAGCCAGAAGAGCGUGAGCAACAGCUCAGACUCUGAAAACCCCAAGGCUGAAGACUCUGAAAUGGGGUUUAUGGCACCUGAUGAGGAUGUCCAGAUGACAGCAGGUGAUGAGCAACCAGAAGAAUCUGCAGCCAAAGAACACUAUGAUCCUGUGAAGGAAGAGGAGAUGGAUGCAAAGCAGGGAGAAACAUCGCUUGGGAAAGGUUCUGGUCAUGUGAAGGAGGAACCUUGCCCUUCAGAGGAAGCUAGUAAUCUGACAGUGGAAAAAGAGCAAAGAGCAAAAGAAACUAGUGGGGAUUUUCUCUUCAAGUGUUUAAUGAACGUGAAGAAAGAAGAAAAUGAUGUAGUAGUAGAAAUGCACUGGGUUGAAGGACAGAACAGAGACUUGAUGAACCAGCUGUGCACAUAUUUACGGAACCAAAUUCUUCGAUUGAUUGCUAGUUAGCUCUUUUUCCUGCUUUGGUAAAGUAGGUCUAUCCUCAAAUUUUGUAAACUAUUUUUAAUUAAUUAAAAAUUUCAGAUAGCAAAACCUGUCUUUUCCCCCUUAAAAAAAAAAGAAGAGUAGAUAGAUGUCUCCUUUAAUAUUUUAAAUAGCUUUUUCAGAGAUGUAAGGUGGUGAAGUGAUGAAGUAAGAGAUUUCAUACCGAAGUUGUAAAACUACAUGUUGAAGUGAAACAUGUUUAUGCUGUGAUCAUUUGAAAUAUCAGCAGUGCUUCUUCUGGUCUUUUUCUGGCACAAUAGAAAUAUAUAUUGUUACUAAGUAGAAAUCUUGAUUGAGUUAUUUUCUUCAAUAUAUUUUCAGUACUAAUACAGGAAACUGUUAGUCUGCAGUGGGAAUUGUUUCCUGCAGUGAGGAGUCUACCUUUCUUCCCUUUAAUGUAUCUAACUUUUGGUCAACAGAGUAGCAUCAUGGAUACAAUUCUCCAAGUGUCAAUUCAUUAAAAUAAUUGCUUUAGGAAAAUCAUUUGUGUUGUAUUUGUCUAGCGCUUGGGCUUUGAAACACAGAAGAGCUUACUGUUAGUGUCUGGUUUGGUAAACUUGAACAGUGAAAUAAGCCUUUUGAGCUGCUUGAUUUAAAGAUUAUUAAAAUAUGUUGGCUCUUCCAUUAGACCAUCAUUUACACUUGUUCUGAUAUAAUUGGCUGAAAUGACAGCAGUAUUCUUAAAGAAUUUUGCUUCCAUUUAAUUUUAAGAUUUAAUGGCAGAAAUGAGAGCACAUACUCUUCUUCAAGGGCCAGAAAUUUCUGCGUGUAUGUGUUUGAGAUGAAGUGCACUGGUCCCACUUCAUGCGAAGUCAGCCUCCUAAGCUGUGAUCCAUUUCUCUGAAGAGAUACAGAAUAGGGAGAGCUUUUCUGAGUGGGGUGUGUGUGUGUUACCCAAGAUAAAGCAGUGGUGUCCAGAAGGAAGUAACUCUGCGUGUUCAUAAUCCUGCUUUCAAUGUUCAUUCUUUGCUGUCCUUAUUUUUGGAAAGUUCAGUAUGCUUUCUUCAAUUGAAAUUAAAAGCAACUUCGAAAAGCCUUA
This is a messenger RNA of Oenanthe melanoleuca, 4237 nucleotides long. It is a transcript of the gene METTL16, whose product is annotated as methyltransferase 16, RNA N6-adenosine. Gene Ontology annotation, biological process: rRNA base methylation. Bases 1243 to 3162 code for a protein of 639 amino acids. The record is from RefSeq and is a predicted model, not a curated record. Gene Ontology annotation, molecular function: 23S rRNA (adenine(1618)-N(6))-methyltransferase activity. Gene Ontology annotation, cellular component: nucleus. The transcript has 9 exons. Lineage: Eukaryota; Metazoa; Chordata; Aves; Passeriformes; Muscicapidae.